GCACAAUCCCCCAGAUCCGGCAGUGCCUCGUGCAUCCUUUGUCCCUUGUAAGCACAUCGCGCCUUGCGCAUCGAACCUGUAUCCUCUACCACCAAAUCGCAUCUUACAUCGCCGACGUACCCACGACAGAGAUUGCUGUGGACUUCACACGAUACAAGACAUGGUCGUUCCAAUUCACCACCGUCCCCUCCGCGGCUUCCCAAGAUACAGCCCUCACGUCCUCGUUCUCUACUACCUUCACAACCACCUUCUCUCCCUCUGGGAAGCCAUCUAUCCCUCCUCAUCUCAUAAUCUCAAUCUCAAAUACAACGCAGGAGCGGACACAAUUCAAGUGUUGUGGUACGAUCUACUCCUCACCCACCCCCGUCUCGAAACCACCUUCCAGACGCUGCUCUCCGUGCUCCCAACCCUCCACUCCCUCCUAACCCAUGUCAUCGUAACCAUAAUUCUUCUCCUCCCCCUGUACAUCCUCUACCGCAUCUGCCUCGCCAUCUCAACUUCCCUCUCGUCUUUACGUCUCCGUCUUGAGAAUAUAGCAAACGAACCAGAGAAGCGAAUCCUGGUUUGGGAAGAUGAAAAGAAAGAGGAAGAGAGGAAUCCUUUUUGGAAGUUUGAUGCAAUAUAUCAGGAUUGCAAGGAGUGGGUGUGGGAUAAUAUUUUUGUGUCAGAAGAGGAGGAGGAGGAGGAUGAUUGAGGGGUAUGGAAGUAGUUAAUAGGCAAAAGAGGAAAGAAGAAAGAAGAAGGGACUGUAUUGGGGUCUUGAGGUUUGUUUCUGCAGAGCUGAUUUAGGAAAUGGAAAGGAAAGGCAGGGAGAUAUGUUAAGACGCUUUGGAAACCUGCGUGCCUUGUAGACCUCAGAAUCAAAGUUUUCUUG
Molecule: messenger RNA, 874 nt
Organism: Aureobasidium subglaciale EXF-2481
Lineage: Eukaryota; Fungi; Ascomycota; Dothideomycetes; Dothideales; Saccotheciaceae
Exons: 2
Coding region: 161-694 (177 amino acids)
Source: RefSeq, a predicted model, not a curated record